Drosophila bipectinata is the source of this 1282-nucleotide messenger RNA. RefSeq names its product cutoff (gene cuff). Lineage: Eukaryota; Metazoa; Arthropoda; Insecta; Diptera; Drosophilidae. The record is from RefSeq and is a predicted model, not a curated record. Gene Ontology annotation, cellular component: nucleus; cytosol. Gene Ontology annotation, biological process: nuclear-transcribed mRNA catabolic process; NAD-cap decapping.
GUGAGCCGAUAAAUGUCAAACGAUUUUUAAAACGACGCGCGUUCCUUUUCCGCGAACUGACGAACAUCAACAAAGUCUUAACAUCUUAACAAGUCUUAACAAGAUGAAUCCUACCAUCUUGACCAAUAUUGACGCUCAUAGUUUUCCGGAGGAGGAUAAAAAGACUUUUCCUAAUGUGACCAGUCCCAAAUGCAUCGGCUCCUACUCCAUUUCCCCUUUCGGAAGCUUUGAGAAUAACAAUGAUCGGAUGCGCUACAUAGCUAUCCCACCUCCCAAGAGGUUUCCACUACCUCUUCGCAACCAGGAGCGCCAAGUCGUACCCAUAAAGCCGCCACAGGAAACGAUCGACAACACGCUAUUGUUUAUUGAGAGCAUGCGGUCCAGUUUGCUGAAAGUGGUUGAUAUGCGCGUGGUGGUAAACGCGGCUUUCGUUUGCCCCAAGGAGGUGCUGGAGCUUAUAAUGUUUGCGCCCUUCGAGAACAAAUACGGAUGGACGCUGGGAGCUACGCGAUUCAGAGGCACCCUCUACCUCUGCGUUUUGGAAAAAUGCGAACCCGAUAACUUUGACCAAGAUAAUCUUGAACGUGUUAUGAAGGCGAACUGGAUUAGAAAUCUUCGCAUGCAGGUUCUGUCCGAUAACGGACAGAGACAGCCUUGUUCUAGAGAUAUGUCCGACGAAAAUAACCGAUUCAACGCAGCGUUUACUUUAACUUUAAACGACCAGACCAUAAUAUUUGACUCCCCGGUGUUGGCCGAAAUAAAACCAAAUCAAUAUGUUUCAGCCAUUGAAUGGACGGACCUCAAACUCCGGCAGGACAGUAUGAACCGCAACGAGUGGGCGCACCACAAUCGCACCGAUGCCAUCAAAUGGUGGAUUGAUUCAUAUUUGUUGAAGUUGGACAACAUGUAUAUAGCUCAUCGGGAUGAAAACGCCUUUGUCAGUACUAUUAAGAGGACAGGGGCUGGUGAAAUGUGCAAAGAAUUGGAUCCUAUUGCGGCUUUUUAUUGUUGCAACUUUAUGGCACGUUUAUUAAAUUGCAUUUCCAAUGUGAUGGUCCACGUCGACAACCCCAGCACCGUAUACACCUUUGAAUACGAUGCCAAGACCGGUAAGGUGGCCCAAAGGGCUUUCGAAGGCCGCAACCAGUACACCUUCGUCGCGGACUGGUUCCGCAUAAUGCUGGAUGAGCAUUGGGAGGACUUGAACGAAGAGAGAACCAAAAGUGAAAAUCAAAAGAAAAAUAAUUAUUGAGUAAUUAAAAGAUUUCAUUUUAUUGCGACA